ACGUAGAUAUAUACAAAUAUCAUACAAGAGGAGAAGACUUGGUUUGUAUAGUAUUAGUGAAAGAAAAUGAAAAGAAAGAGAGAAAUAGAAAGGAAAUCAGAGAUAAAAUCAGCCAUUGAAGAGCUUUCUUUGCUCAUCAGGCUUAGAACUACUGUCAAAAGAAGCAACAUACUUAUUAAACCUCAAUCUCCUGCUACUGCUGGUAAAAAUAGUGAUGAUAAUUAUCUUCAACAACAACAACACAAAUCGGUAGUUUCCCAUAUAUCAACCAGGCCCAUUCUCUCUGUUUGCUCUUUGAUUCUUCAAGUUCUUGAUAAGAUUGGACCUACCAUGACUGUGAUGAGACAAGACAUUUACAAGAAUAUUCAGAGAUUAGAGGUCUUAUGCGAUUCAGAUCCGACAAAGUAUAUAAAUUUGGUGGAGAUAUUAAACAAAGAAGCAAUUGAAGGCACCGCCAAAAAGGGUGAUAGCUGUAGCAAAGCUGUGCUUUGGCUCACCAGGACAUUGGACUUCACGGCAGCAUUGCUUAAGAAAUUAGCGGUUGAACCAAUGGAAAGCAUGGAGGAAAUUGUUGGCAAUUCUUACGAGACUACUUUGAAACCUUGGCAUGGAUGGAUUUCUGCAGCUGCUUACAAAGUAGCUCUCAAAUUGGUGCCUGAAACUGAGACAUUCAUUAGCCUACUUAUGGACAAAGGUGAUAGCAUUGACAAUUUUAGAGAUGAAAUCCAAGUUUUACAUUCAUUACUCACGCCACUUUUAGAAGAUCUACACUCUAUUUUGAGCUCAUAUAGGCUGGACAGGCUCAAGUCAACUUGAUGACGUUGAUCGCUUUUAAAUACUUACUAUAUGUUGUACAUAUUUGCAAAACUAAAAUAUGUAGAGAUUUCUUAUAUAGGUGCACUUUUUCUUGUUUAAAUGAAAACAAGAAAACAUGCUUCUUGUACGUAUUUCUUGUAUUGAAAUAAAAUAUGUUUUUUAAUAAAAAGAAUUUAGAUAUGAUCAAGUAC
Molecule: messenger RNA, 1007 nt
Organism: Amaranthus tricolor (Joseph's coat)
Lineage: Eukaryota; Viridiplantae; Streptophyta; Magnoliopsida; Caryophyllales; Amaranthaceae
Product: glycolipid transfer protein 2
Exons: 6
Coding region: 67-816 (249 amino acids)
Biological process (GO): ceramide transport; intermembrane lipid transfer
Cellular component (GO): cytoplasm; membrane; cytosol
Molecular function (GO): ceramide 1-phosphate transfer activity; ceramide 1-phosphate binding
Source: RefSeq, a predicted model, not a curated record